Orcinus orca (killer whale) is the source of this 4223-nucleotide messenger RNA. RefSeq names its product luteinizing hormone/choriogonadotropin receptor (gene LHCGR). Gene Ontology annotation, biological process: male gonad development; luteinizing hormone signaling pathway; ovulation cycle process. The record is from RefSeq and is a predicted model, not a curated record. Gene Ontology annotation, molecular function: luteinizing hormone receptor activity. Bases 1 to 2043 code for a protein of 680 amino acids. NCBI's taxonomy places the organism in Eukaryota, Metazoa, Chordata, Mammalia, Artiodactyla, Delphinidae. The transcript has 11 exons. Gene Ontology annotation, cellular component: membrane.
AUGGGGCGGUGGCCCCCCGCGCUGCGGCCGCUGCUGCUGCUCCUGCUGCUGCCGCCGCCGCCGCCGCUGCCCCGGGCGCUGCGCGGGGAGCCCUGCCCCGAGCCCUGCAGCUGCCCGCCCGACGGCGCCCUGCGCUGCCCCGGCCCGCGGGCCGGCCUCAGCCGACUAUCACUCACCUAUCUCCCUAUCAAAGUAAUCCCAUCUCAAGCUUUCAGAGGACUUAAUGAGGUCAUAAAAAUUGAAAUCUCUCAGAGUGAUUCCCUGGAAAAGAUAGAAGCUAAUGCCUUUGACAGCCUCCUCAAUUUGUCUGAAAUACUGAUCCAGAACACUAAAAAUCUGGUGUACAUUGAGCCCGGAGCAUUUACAAAUCUCCCCCGCUUAAAAUACCUGAGCAUCUGUAACACAGGCAUCCGAAAGCUUCCAGAUGUUACGAAGAUCUUCUCCUCUGAAUUUAAUUUCAUUCUGGAAAUUUGUGAUAACUUACACAUAACCACGGUACCAGGAAAUGCUUUUCAAGGGAUGAAUAACGAAUCCAUAACACUAAAACUAUAUGGAAAUGGAUUUGAAGAAAUACAAAGUCAUGCAUUCAAUGGGACAACGCUGAUUUCCCUGGAGCUAAAGGAAAACGCGCACCUGGAGAAGAUACACAAUGGCGCCUUCCGGGGGGCCACCGGGCCUAGCAUCUUGGAUAUUUCUUCCACUAAACUGCAGGCCCUGCCCAGCUAUGGGCUGGAGUCCAUUCAGACGCUAAUUGCCACAUCAUCCUAUUCUCUGAAAAGACUGCCCUCAAGAGAAACACUUACCAACCUCCUGGACGCCACGCUGACCUACCCCAGCCACUGCUGUGCUUUUAGAAACGUGCCAACAAAAGAGCAGAAUUUUUCAUUUUCCAUUUUUAAAAACUUUUCCAAACAAUGUGAAAGCACAGCAAGGAGACCAAAUAAUGAAACACUUUAUUCUGCCAUCUUUGCUGAGAGCGAACUGAGUGGCUGGGAUUAUGACUAUGGUUUCUGCUUACCCAAGACACUCCAAUGUGCUCCUGAACCAGAUGCUUUUAAUCCCUGUGAAGAUAUUAUGGGCUAUGACUUCCUUAGAGUACUGAUUUGGCUGAUUAAUAUUUUAGCCAUCACGGGAAAUGUGACUGUCCUCUUUGUUCUCCUGACCAGUCGUUAUAAACUGACAGUGCCCCGCUUUCUCAUGUGCAACCUCUCCUUUGCAGACUUCUGCAUGGGGCUCUACCUGCUACUCAUUGCCUCAGUUGAUGCCCAAACCAAAGGCCAGUAUUAUAACCAUGCCAUAGAUUGGCAGACAGGGAGUGGAUGUAGCGCUGCUGGCUUCUUCACUGUAUUUGCGAGUGAACUUUCUGUCUACACCCUCACAGUCAUCACACUAGAAAGAUGGCACACCAUCACCUAUGCUAUUCAGCUGGACCAAAAGCUGCGAUUAAAACAUGCCAUUCCGAUUAUGCUUGGAGGAUGGCUCUUUUCUACUCUAAUCGCCAUGUUGCCUCUUGUGGGUGUCAGCAAUUACAUGAAGGUCAGCAUUUGCCUCCCCAUGGAUGUGGAAACCACUCUCUCACAGGUCUACAUAUUAACCAUCCUGAUGCUCAAUGUGGUGGCCUUCAUCAUCAUCUGUGCUUGCUACAUUAAAAUUUAUUUUGCAGUUCAAAAUCCGGAGCUGAUGGCUACUAACAAAGAUACAAAGAUUGCUAAGAAAAUGGCAGUCCUCAUCUUCACCGAUUUCACCUGCAUGGCACCAAUCUCUUUCUUUGCCAUCUCAGCUGCCUUCAAAGUGCCCCUUAUUACAGUAACCAACUCUAAGGUUUUACUGGUUCUUUUUUAUCCUGUCAAUUCGUGUGCCAAUCCGUUUCUGUAUGCAAUUUUCACAAAGGCAUUCCGAAGGGAUUUCUUUCUGUUGCUGAGCAAAUUUGGCUGCUGUAAAUAUCGAGCUGAACUUUAUAGGAGGAAGGAUUUUUCAGCUUAUACCUCCAACUGCAAAAAUGGCUUCACUGGAUCAAAUAAGCCUUCCCAGUCUACCUUGUAAGUGACCACAUUACAAUGUCAAUAUUCAGCUGUCCUGGACAAGACUUGCUGUAAGGAGUGUUAACUGUUAUAUCAGUAACCACAUUACUGAAUUAUACUUAAAUAUGUAAAAAAAUUACCUGUACCAGUAAUUUUAACAAAGAGCUGAUUUCAGGAAAUUAUGUUAGGCACAUUAGGCAAAAAAAGACCUCUUCCUAGCUCAAAGUGUGGUCUAUGACCAUUGCCAGUCCAAAAACUAUGCGUCACUGGCACAUGACCAUACAGAAGGUGAGAGUGUUUAGAAACUUUUACAGCAAUUUUGGCAGAGUAAUUUUAUGUCUGUUGAAUCUAAUAUUUUAAAAAUGAGGUGAUAUUUUGCAUGUCUUUAAUUUUUUCUUUUUGUCCUUGCAAUAAUUUUUAUUGCAUUUUAUAAAAAUGUUAGUCCGUAACAUUUGAAGUUUAAAAUAACUUGUCCUUUUCAUCAGAUAGCUUGAGAAAUACACUCUAGAGAUGCACUGUUCAAUCUGGUACCCACCAGACACAUGUAGCUAAAUUAAAAUGAAAUUAAAAAUGUAGUUUCUCAGUUGCACUAGCCCCAUUUCAAAUGCUCAACAGCCACACAUGAUCAGUGGCUACCCUAUUAGACAGCACAUACACAGAACAGUUUCAUCAUCACAGAAAGUUCUGUUGGAUAGUGCUGUCCUAAAGACAUUUAUCUAUCCCAUCUAGGCUCUACUAUUUAAAGUAAAGUAAGCAUCUGAAGGCACAUUUCAGCCUGUUGGUUUGGUGUUUAGUCUCUAAAGAGCAAUGAAGCAUUAAACAGUAUACUGUAAACUCCUUGUGGGUAGGAACCCUGUCUCAAUUUUGUUUCCGUCUCCUAGCUCAGGAUCUCGGCAAUAGUAUCCAACAAAUGUGCUGAAUUACACUGAAGUUAUGAAAUCAAUAAGGGAAAAAAAAUUUUUUUUUUCUUUCUAGGGCCCUAUCUUUUAUGGAAGUAAAAGAAAAUAUUUAAAUAUUUUAAAAUGCUUAACUUUCAUCAUUUCUAUCUUUGAGGGUAUAGAAAAAUACAUCCAAUAUUUGCUAGAGGUAUUUUUAUUUAUCAGAAUUGACUCUUAUAGGACAAUGAAAUUACGGUUUUAAUUGCAGUGGUUUUUGUAAGUUCUUCUGACACUUUAAAGUAACUUACUGAAAGUUUAUUAUAUGCCAAACAUGUUGAUAAGUAUUUUAUAUAAUUUAACCCACUUAAUCUUCAUAAAACUCUAUGAUGAAGAUAUUAUUCACAUUUUAUAAUAGAGGAAAACCUAUUACAAUAUUCCCAAGUUCCCAAAACUAAUAAAAGAUUCAACUAAUGGGAUUCAAACUCAAAGUUCUGUUCAGGACCCCAGCCUCUUAACCACUGUGUUCUACUGCCUCCCAUACUGGUAAAUCAUAGUCAUCCAAAGGUUUAAUAUGUGUUCAAAGUUCUUUCAAUUUCCCCCAACAUUUUCCAACAUAAGAAAAGUUGAAAUAAUUGUGUGUGCACACCCGUACACUUAGAUUCAACAUUUUACUAUAUUGGUUUCAUAACACACCUAUAUAACUAUCUAGCAGUAUUUAUCCAUCCAUUUCUGAUGCAUUUUAAGUUGCAGACCUCAGUAAUUGUCAGCCCUUAAACGCUUCAGCAUGCUUAUCAUUAACCAAAGUUUAGUAUUUGUCUACAUUUUUAAGGUAAAAUUUACAUAUGGUGAAAUGGACAAAUCCUAAGCAUACCAUUUAAUGCAUUUUGAGAAAUGCAGACACCCAAAACCUCCAUGAAGAUAUAGAACACUCACCCCAGAAAGUUUCCUCAUGCCCUUUCUUAAUUAACCCCUCACCCCUACCCUACAGGGGUAAUAAUGGUUAUGAUUUUUUUCCCCAUAGAUUAAUUCUUGUCUGCUCUAGAACUUCAUAUAAAUAGAAUCAUACAGUUUACACUCUUUUGUGUAAGGCUCUUUGACUCAAUACAAUGUUUUUGCUAUUCAUCACUGCUGCUGCUUGAAUUAGUAGUUCAUUCCUUUUUCAUUGAUGAAUAGUAUCCCACUGUAUGAAUAUAACACUGUUUUCCAUUUUCUUAUCAAUGGAUAUCUGGCCUAUUUCCAGUUUUUAGCUCUGCUUUGGCAUUUAUUAAAUAAAUGUGUAGGCAUAACUAGACUCUCCAAACAUUUAGUCUGCUUUCAAUCAUUA